CUGUGACAUCAUGGUGGUGGGCGGAUUAAAAGUGAAACCGGAUUAUAAGCCGGAGUUCUCCAUAAAUUCAUUCUGCCAUCACGCCGGAGUGACCUUGAAAGAAGGGGGCAACGUCCUUGUGCCUUGCUCCGCCAUUGGCUAUAUUUUCGACCUGAUUGAGAGUCUCUUCCAGAAUUUGGACUCCCUUCUUUUGACGUCAUUACAUGUUUAUAUAAUAUCGCCUGUUGCUAAAAAUAGCCUGGCCUACGCUAAUAUAUACGCUGAAUGGCUUUCAAAAUCGAAACAAUCAAAAGUCUACCAGCCAGAAUCACCAUUCUCCCACGCUGAGCUGAUUAGAAGCAACAGACUGCAUACAUAUGCAUCUCUUUCGGAGGGUUUCUGCAAAGAGGUCCGCCAUCCGUGCGUUGUUUUCGCGUGUGACUCCUCCCUCAGAUUCGGGGACGUCGUGCGAUUGGUCCACACUUGGAGGGGGGCUAGGAAAAAUUCCAUCAUGUUUUUAGACCCAAAUGUCAAUCAUUUGGAAGCAUUGAUGCCGUUUAACCCAGUUAACAUGACAGUUUGCAGUCUGCCGCUAAUCACUAAUUUGAACGUCAGUGAAGCCAGCAAGAUACUGGCCGACCUCAAACCGGCAAAGAUCAUCAUCAGCGAUCCAAAUUUAGUCGCGUCGUCGUCGUCAUCAUCGCUCGAUAAGGAUUUGUUUAUUGAAAAGGAUUUGAACCCGCUCCCUCUGGGUCCGGAUGCAGUCAUCAGAAUUUCUUUGAAAGUUGACAGAAGCCCUGUUAUUGUUAAAGGCAGACUGGCGACAAAAUUGAGGCCGGCGAGAACUUCUCAACAGAAAUCGGCAGUGGUCGCCUAUCUGAGUGGUGUCCUAACAAGAGGGGAUGGGAAGUACGUCAUAGACCUGCCUCCAACAAAGAAAUCGGUACCGAAUUCGGUAGCCAGUGUUUGUACUGCAACUACUACUGCUGCUGCUGCUGCUGCCGCUACUACUACGGCUGCUAUCAACGACAAUAAUGAUAAUAUUUAUGAUAAUAAAGACGAUGAUGACGGGUACGUUCGUUCUUUUUCGACUUUUGGCACCGUGAGAGAUUUGAAAUCUCUGGUUGAAAUGUUGCAAGAGCACUUCAAAGAAACUCCAUGCGUCCUUAUGACAAAGUCUUGCGUUAAAAUCAUCUUGAACAAUCCUGUAGUAUCAAUGAAGCUGUACGACGGUCAUUGCGACAUCCAGUGCAAAAAGAUCACAAAUACCAAUGACGUCAAAAAAAUAAUGAUGACGUUUUUAGAGAUGUGCGUGUGAUUGUUUUACUUAUUAUUAUUUAUUAUUAUUAUUUAUGAAUAUUAUUUUUAAAUAGCAUUUAUAGUAAAUCAAAAAAUUAUGGAGAAAAACCUCGUUCACAGCGUUAAACACUGACUUUUUUUUAUAUUUUUCUAUAUCUAUAUAUUAGAUAUAUGUUAUGUAUCUA
Messenger RNA from Helobdella robusta, 1463 nucleotides. RefSeq lists its product as hypothetical. Gene Ontology annotation, biological process: snRNA processing. Bases 11 to 1297 code for a protein of 428 amino acids. The transcript is spliced from 12 exons. Lineage: Eukaryota; Metazoa; Annelida; Clitellata; Rhynchobdellida; Glossiphoniidae. The record is from RefSeq and is a predicted model, not a curated record. Gene Ontology annotation, cellular component: integrator complex.